Nyctereutes procyonoides (raccoon dog) is the source of this 1564-nucleotide messenger RNA. It is a transcript of the gene A3GALT2, whose product is annotated as alpha 1,3-galactosyltransferase 2. Gene Ontology annotation, cellular component: vesicle; membrane; Golgi apparatus. The record is from RefSeq and is a predicted model, not a curated record. Gene Ontology annotation, biological process: carbohydrate metabolic process. NCBI's taxonomy places the organism in Eukaryota, Metazoa, Chordata, Mammalia, Carnivora, Canidae. Gene Ontology annotation, molecular function: hexosyltransferase activity. The coding region runs from base 92 to 1114 and encodes 340 amino acids. The transcript has 5 exons.
CGGGUUUUGUCCCAGGCACCAGGAACUGGUCAUUUCUUCUCUGGCACCGAGCUAGAGGGUUCUUGGUGGACUGUCCUACCAGCUUCUCGACAUGGCUCUCAAGGAGGGACUCAGGACCUGGAAGAGAAUCUUCUGGCAGCUGAUCCUACUUGGGUUUGGCCUCUCAGGGCUGCUCCUGUAUGGGCUCCCUAUAGUCAGGCAUCUGGAAGUCCUCAUCCCCAUGGGUGUCUGCCCUUCUGCCAGAAUGGCCAUGCUGAGAGACAACUUCACGGGUCUCCUGCGUCUCUGGGCCCGGCCUGAUGUUCUGACCUGUACCUCCUGGGGGGCUCCCAUUAUUUGGGAUGGCACCUUCGACCCAGCUGUGGCCCAGCAAGAGGCUCUACAGCAGAACCUCACCAUUGGUUUGACUGUCUUUGCUGUAGGCAGGUACCUGGAGAAGUACCUGGCGCGCUUCCUGGAGACGGCGGAGCAGCACUUCAUGGUGGGCCAGCGCGUGGUGUACUACGUGUUCACCGAGCUCCCGGCCGCCGUGCCCCGCGUGGCGCUGGGCCCGGGCCGCGGGCUGCGCGUGGAGCGCGUGGCCCGCGAGCGGCGCUGGCAGGACGUGUCCAUGCAGCGCAUGCGCACGCUGCACGAGGCGCUGCACGGCCGGCUGGGCCGCGAGGCGCACUUCGUGUUCUGCAUGGACGUGGACCAGCACUUCCGCAGCUCCUUCGGGCCCGAGGCGCUGGCCGAGUCGGUGGCGCAGCUGCACGCCUGGCACUACCACAGGCCGCGGUGGCUGCUGCCCUACGAGCGGGACGCGCGCUCGGCCGCCGCGGUGGCGCCGGGCGAGGGCGACUUCUACUACCACGCGGCGGUGUUCGGGGGCAGCGUGGCGGCGCUGCGCGGGCUGACGGAGCACUGCGCGCGGGCCCUGCAGCGGGACCGCGAGCGCGGCCUGGAGGCGCGCUGGCACGACGAGAGCCACCUCAACAAGUUCUUCUGGUUGCACAAGCCCGCCAAGGUGCUGUCCCCCGAGUUCUGCUGGAGCCCCGACAUCGGCUGGCGGGCCGAGAUCCGUCGGCCGCGCCUGCUGUGGGCGCCCAAGGAGUACGCCCUGGUGCGCGACUAGGCCCUGCUGGGGCUCCUGCCGCCCCAGCCAGAGCUUGGACGGAAGUGGCUCUAACGUUGUGGCCUGUGCCUUUGGGGCCCCUCUCGCCGGGAGGGAAAGAUCCCCCGUCAGCAGCGACCGAUGUAGCAGGAGGGCGGGGCGCCUCUGCCAGGCUGCUGAUAGACCUUUUCACAGCUCUGGCCCUCCUGGAUUCGGCCGAUGCCUCCUGAAGAGCUGUUUUAACCCCCAUCACCCACCGCCACCCCUUCUUAGUAAGGAGACUGAGGCACAAAAGGAAACAUAACUACCCAAGGACACAGAGAAUCUACGAGUCGGUGUGGGCAGCAGCAGCAGAGCCAGGGCUGGCCUUCGAACUCUGAAAACAGAGUAGCUUCUGGGCAAACAGGAGAAUGCCUCUGCUGCAGGAGAAACUUGGUGGUCCUUGGCUUUUGCCCUUCCAUCUCCCUCGAC